Camellia sinensis is the source of this 435-nucleotide messenger RNA. NCBI's taxonomy places the organism in Eukaryota, Viridiplantae, Streptophyta, Magnoliopsida, Ericales, Theaceae. The record is from RefSeq and is a predicted model, not a curated record.
AUGAAAGGGCAAACGCGGUUUGAAGUGAAAGGUAAAUUGGCGCCGAGAUAUGUUGGGCCAUAUGAGAUUCUUGAGAAGAUCAACCUGGUGACGUAUCAGGUAGCCUUACCUCCGGUCAUGGAACAUAUGUACAAUGUUUUUCAUGUUUCUAUGCUUCGGGAUUAUUUGAGAGACCCAUUACAUGUAAUUGAGCCGACCCAUGUGCUUUUGAAAGAUGAUUUUACAUACGAAGAGAGGCCAAUUCAGAUUGUGAAUCGCCGGAUCAAAAGAUUGAGAAACAAAGAAAUACUGUUGGUAAAAAUUGAUUGGCAAAACCACGAAGGAACUUAUGCUCAAUGGGAAACAGAAGAAGAUAUGAUGAAGAUAUAUCCAGAUUUGUUUCCAUUGGACCCAAUAUUCUUCCAAAAUAAAGGUCACACGCCGCAAGUUAUCUGA